Molecule: messenger RNA, 2082 nt
Organism: Suillus bovinus
Lineage: Eukaryota; Fungi; Basidiomycota; Agaricomycetes; Boletales; Suillaceae
Exons: 14
Coding region: 1-2082 (693 amino acids)
Source: RefSeq, a predicted model, not a curated record
AUGGACCUUCAGGUGCGUUCAUUCUCAUUCAGUCUUAAUAAGAUCCCUGGACAUAUUAAUGUACACUCAAUAGUAAAUAUACCAAUCGAUGCACACCAUGGAGCUGACGAGUCGAAUCAGCCUGAGGCAGAGAGUUUGAAUGCGCACAUUUCAGAUGAGCCAGUCACAGAUGUUGACCAGUGGCUGGAUCUUGAGGAAGCUGAACUUGCUCAUGAAGCCGCUCUCAGCCAGCCUCCUCAAAUUGAGCAGCUAAUCGACCUUUUGCAUCACUUGAAGCAGGAACCUUUCAGCCUGUGCAACUACAAAGAUAUUCAGAACAUGUGGAGUGCUAUUUCCCAUCGUCUAACACCAUUUCAAAAGCGAACAAUUGAAGUGCCUUACGAUGGAGUUGAUCAAGAAUUCACUCUCUACUACUGGGACUUAUGGGACUGGGCAUGCGACCUUCUUCGCGAUCCUUAUCUUGGCCCUCAAUUUACCUUCGAUGCUCAACACCUGUCAAAGUUUGACAGUAAUACAUUUGUGAGAUUUAUUGACGAGCCUUGGACUGUGGAUACUUUUUGGGAGGCUCAGCCUCUUGCAUUCAUCCUCUAUGCAGAUAAGACAAAGUUGUCUUCCUUUGGUCGUGAAAAAGGCUACCCUGUGAUUGCCCAUAUUGCAAACCUCCCCGCAUCCAUCCGAAAUGUUGUCACCUGGCUCCCCAUUGUCAAAGAUGAUCCCUUGAGGUCGGGAAAACAGAAAUUUGCGGAUUUCAAAGCUGCGGUUUGGCACAAGUCCUUCAAGCAAAUACUCAAGUGUCUUAGAUUGAAGAGGAAACAUGGUGGAUGGGUGGAGUGUUGGGAUGAACUUCAACACCUUAUGUUCCCUAUCAUUCCAAUCUUGUCUGCGGACUACGAGGAACAAUGCAUUAUGUCCCUGAUCUGUGGAGUCAUGGGCAAAUUUCCAUGUCCAAUUUGUUUGGUUCCGUGCGCUGAGUUACAUAACCUGUUGGAGACCUGGCCACUUCGCACAUGUCACGAUUCUGUUUGCUUACUCAGGAAGGCAAGAAGGAAGUACACCAAGGCAAAGCGAGAGAAGAAGCUGAAGUCUCAGUCAUUGAGAGAUGUUGAACUUCUGGACGUCUUUCGUGCCCUUUGUUUUGACCGCCUACAUACUCACCAUGAAGGACUGUGGGGAAAACACUUACACGCUGCGACUAAAAUUGAUGAAGGGUUUGCGGCAGUGCCAAGGUGGAGGAAUCUCAACCACUUCAAGGAGGUCAUGGGAAAAUAUAUUUCCGAGUCUGAAUGUGAAUCAAAGAGUUGGGAUUUUCCAAAAUAUCACUUGGGCGUUCACCUUUUUGACGAUAUCAAGGCCAAAGGUGUUACUUGGAAUUUCAAUACCAAACCAAAUGAGAAAGUGCAUAGACCUUUGAAAAAAUCUUACCAGCUCCGAACAAAUUUCAAACAAGUAGCAGACCAGAUCUUACGUGCGGACCAUUGGAGCCUUGUAUCUGCAUGGAUUCACUAUCACAUCAACAACCUUAAUGCCUAUAAUGCAAGGAAAGAAGCGAGUGAUCUUGAUGAUUCAGAUUCCGAUGACGAAGUUCUGAACGCACCUGGACUGGAGUCCAGCUUUCAUAUCAAGCUUGGAUCAUGUCAGCGUGCAUUGUCGAUACAUGCCAUUCAGCAAGCACACCUUGAAGACCUGGCAUUUCAUCAGUUUCAUACCAAACUUAACCCCUUUCUUAACAUGAUACCUGUAACAGAAUUCUGGUACUUGAAAGCAAACUUUGAGUUGAUGGUUGAUUUUCGGACAUCGACAGACUGCCUCCGCUGUUCCCCGAUGUUUCACAAUGCCCCAAGAUAUGACUCUGUCAUCAUCAGGACUCAAGAUGGGAUGAUCUUUGGUCGCUUGAUAUUCAUAUUCACAUGCUUAGUUAAAGGCACAAGCCACCCCAUGGCUCUUAUUCAACCUUGUGAUGCCCCCAUUCAAAAUCAACCUUUGAAGGACAGGCUCCUGGGUUUAUGGCGAGUUAGAGCUCAACCUCAGCAUAAGAAUGAGUUUAUUUUCACUGAAUCAAUUAUCAGGGGGGCACUGUUAUGA